This is a messenger RNA of Eriocheir sinensis (Chinese mitten crab), 5224 nucleotides long. RefSeq names its product Y+L amino acid transporter 2-like. Bases 253 to 1749 code for a protein of 498 amino acids. The record is from RefSeq and is a predicted model, not a curated record. Gene Ontology annotation, biological process: amino acid transmembrane transport. Gene Ontology annotation, cellular component: membrane. Lineage: Eukaryota; Metazoa; Arthropoda; Malacostraca; Decapoda; Varunidae. Gene Ontology annotation, molecular function: L-amino acid transmembrane transporter activity. The transcript is spliced from 12 exons.
UCACACACACAGCCGGCCACACCGCCAGCCAGCCUGCCAGCUCUCUCAGACGGUUCACAGCCGGGCCAGCACGAGGAGGGGUCGCGCUUCUCUCUCCCUCUCACCGCUCUCCCUCCUGUCUGGCACCGUGUAAAUUUAGUCUGUGCGUAAACCAGUCCUCGCCCUUGCCUCCGCCUCCUCUCCCUGCGGCCUCUACCUCUCCCUCGCCCUCACAGCUACCAGAGUAAGGGACCCACCACCACCACCACCACCAUGCCGGGUAAGCGAAUCCCAACCAGCGAGACGACGGAGGCGCUGACGGCGGAGCUGGAGCCCAUGACGCCGACGGGGGAGCAGGCGCCGGAGAAGCAGGACCCGGAGAAGACGCAGCUCAAGAAGGAGUUGGGGUUGUUAGAAGGCGUGGCCAUCAUCCUCGGCAUCAUUGUGGGCUCAGGCAUCUUCAUCUCGCCCAAGGGAGUGCUGAAGGAGACGGGCAGCGUGGGCAUGUCGCUGGUGGUGUGGGUGAUGUGCGGCCUCAUGUCCAUGGUGGGCGCGCUGUGCUACGCCGAGCUGGGCACCUCCAUACCUAAGAGCGGUGGGGACUACGCCUAUAUCAACACCGCCUUCGGGUCGCUGCCUUCCUUCCUCUUCCUGUGGGCCGCCAACCUUAUCUUCGUGCCCACCACCAACGCCAUCAUGUCCCUCGCCUUCGCCAAAUACGUAAUCCAGCCUUUCUUCCCGAGUUGCGAUAUGCCAGACUCAGCCAUCCGUCUCAUCGCUGCGCUGGCCAUAUGCUUCCUCACGGCCCUGAACUGCUGGAACGUGCGGGUCACCACCAAGCUGCAGGACUUCUUCAUGGUCACCAAAAUCGGGGCGCUGCUCUUGGUCAUUCUGGCGGGACUCAUCUACUUGAUCAUGGGCAACACCGAGAACUUCCACAACUCCUUCCAAGGGACCAGUACUGAGCCGGGGCAGAUCGCUGUUUCCUUCUACUCCGGCAUCUUCUCCUACGCUGGCUGGAACUACCUCAACUUCAUGACGGAGGAGCUCAAGAACCCCUUCGUCAACCUGCCGCGGGCCAUCUACAUCUCCCUGCCGCUGGUCACGCUCGUCUACGUGCUGGCCAACAUCGCUUACCUGGCCGUGCUCACACCUGUCGACAUGCUGGCCUCGGACGCAAUUGCUGUGACCUUCGCCGACCGCCUCAUGAGCCACGGCAGCUGGGUCAUGCCGCUGCUGGUCGCCCUCUCUGCCUUCGGAGGACUGUCGGUGCACAUCAUGACCUCCUCCAGGUUGUGUUUCGUGGGCGCAAGACAAGGACACUUCCCAGACAGCCUCGCCCUCAUCAGCUGUCGAUGCAACACUCCGAUGUCUUCGCUUAUCUUCCUGGGCCUGUUGUCGCUGGUGUACCUCAGCACGACGGAUAUCUACCGCCUCAUCGACUAUGCCAGCUUUGUGGAGAGCAUGUUCAUCCUCUGCAGCAUUGCCGGCCUCCUCUACAUGCGCUGGAAAUAUCCCGACAUGGAGCGGCCCAUCAAAGUCCACCUCGCCGUUCCCAUCGCCUUCCUGUUGGUGUGCGGGUUCCUGGUGUUCCUGCCGCUCUAUGUCCGGCCCUACGAGGUUGGCAUGGGGCUGCUCAUCACCGGCUCUGGCAUCCCCGCUUACUUCCUCUUCAUCUAUUGGGAGAACAAGCCACGACUGAUCAGGAGAUGGCUGGACAAGCUCACGGUUGGGACGCAGCUGCUCUUCAUGUCGGUGAAAACGGAGUGAGGAGGAGAAAAAGAAAAGAUCAGACCACCAUGAUAAUGCCAGGAUGACAGCUGCCAAUAUGAGUGUGUGUGUGUGUGUGUGUGUGUGUGUGUGUGUGUCCCUCAUAUCAACGCGUGGCCUUCACCUGCCUCUCAUGCCCUUGGUUCUGGCUCUCCCUGUGCAUCCCGGCAGUGACAGAAAGGAAGGUCGUUCUCGCUGGAAGGUUUCGCCGCUUAAGAUGUUCCAAACUUUUCCUUCUUGGUCCCUGAGUUGUAAGCUUCUGCCGCCGCCGCCGCCGCCGCCGCCCCACGUGACAUUCAUGCCUUUGCUCAAGCCGUGUGUGUGUGUGUGUGUGUGUGUGUGUGUGUGUGUGUGUGUGUGUGUGUGAGAGAGAGAGAGUGAGUCAGGUGGUUGGUGGGCCACAGCGGGUGGUUGUCAUAGCUUGUGUUGAUGCCCGUGCCAGCAGCAGCGGUGGGCAGCACAGCACCGGGGCGGCAGCACUCAGCGUGUCCCCAGUACUCUGGCUUCUGUCUAGACGAGGAAUCUGUGAUAUUUCAGGAUGGGAAAUGUCAAAGAAAUUAAUUUUUAUUAUUAUUCUUGUUUUGAGUGUCAGUUCAAGAUAUUUUAAGUUUGUACAUAGAGUCUUACAAGUCUACUUAAAAUAGAAGCUGAGAGCUUAAUGAAAAAGGUUGAAAUUGGUGAAUUUACUAUAAAUUAUAUGUGAUGAAUCCCGGUGAUGGUGUUGUCGUACAGUGGCUCCGGCAGUUCAGUGUUUAGUUACAGCCUGCCACGGGAGCCUGAAGCCCCGUACACACUGUGCCGACUCUGGGCCACGACUACCCACGACUCUAGGGUACACGAGGUCUUGGGUGUUGAUGUGAAAGGGUCGGGCAUGCCUUGAAAGAGAUCUUGAGACUGUUGCCAAGUGCUGCGCCGACGUCGUGAUGGGAGUCUGGAGUCGUGAGGGUUAGCACGACCAGCUGGCAACUAGUUGACCGAAUGUACCAAACAGUCAGCAAGAAACCAAGACCCCAAUAAAACCUCCCCCCCUUCUUGGAGCGUGGGAACCAACUUGUCAAAUGGAAGAGUCGCUGGGUUGUCGUGGCCCAGAGUCAGCACAGUGUGAACGGGGCUUAAGGGUGAGGGAGGCGGCAGGAAACAAUCAUAGCCUCUGGUGCCUCAGCCUGGUGGUGGCAGCCCUGGUGAGGAGGGACAUGUGCAGCGAUGCCAAAUUAUCGUACUCAGCGCAUUGCAUCGUCGAAGUUUCUGGUCGAUAACUAUAGCAAAAAAUACGAAAACCAUCAGUAUUUAGCAGUUUCAACGAUGACUUUAAUUUCCUAUCGUUGUUUGUGUGGUUACGACAGUCUUGGCGCCUAAAAAACAACAAUGUUCAGAGUACGACAAUUUGACAACGCUGGACAUGUGACAGGCUGUGGUGCGUCAGGAGAGGUCACAAAGAUGGCUGUUCAUGUAUAUCUUGCUACAGUGAACCAGCCGUGUGUGUGGAGCCUUGAGUGUGUGUCUGCCUGGGCUCGGGUGUCUCUAGUGUGCAUCACCAGCCCGCCGCCCUGAGAGAGGACUGCAGGUGGAGGCAGCUUGGUGUGAGGUGGUGGCCUGGUGGUGAUCCAACAUGUCUUCCUUGUACUGGGCCUUAGAGGGUCAGUGGCUGCCCGGGUCACUGCCCACCACCUGCCCUGCCAGUGAUAUACUUGGUGGCAGAGGAGGGACCGGUGAUGAUGAAAACAGCAGCAUAGAGAAGAAGAUGAAGAAAACGGAGAAGAAAAAGAAGAUGCAGAUGGAGAAGAAGAACAAGGAAAGAAGAAGAAAAGAUGCAGAUGGAGAAGAAGAACAAGGAAAGAAGAAAAAGAAGAUGCAGAUGGAGAAGAAGAACAAGGAAAGAAGAAAAAGAAGAUGCAGAUGGAGAAGAAGAACAAGGAAAGAAGAAAAAGAAGAAGAUGCAGAUGGAGAAGAAGAACAAGGAAAGAAGAAAAAGAAGAAGAUGCAGAUGGAGAAGAAGAACAAGGAAAGAAGAAAAAAAGAUGCAGAUGGAGAAGAAGAACAAGGAAAGAAGAAAAAGAAGAUGCAGAUGGAGAAGAAGAACAAGGAAAGAAGAAAAAGAAGAAGAUGCAGAUGGAGAAGAAGAAGGAAGGAAGAAGACAGUAGAAGAAGAGGAAGAAGAUGAAGAAGGUGAAAAAAAAGGAAAAAACGAAGAAGCAGAAGUAGAAAAAGAAGAAAAGUUGCCUCCUCCCGAAACUGACCUCUCUUUUGGCCACUUCCCUUGACACAGUUCAUAGAAGCAGCAAUUUCUGGACUUUUUUUCAUCAUUGUUUCCUAUUUGUUUUUGCCCUUGCGCCAUUUCCUUUGCUGUAAAAAAAAAAAAGAUAUUUGAACCAGACUUUUGCUUCUCGAGGGAUAUUUUUUAAAGGGCCUCGCAGCUUUCAUUUGGGGUUGUUGUUUUGGUUUAAUUAUACAGAUUCUGAGCCCAAGGGAGUAUAUUUUCAAAGGCUUGCUCUUUCGUCACCCCUCUCAGCUCUCAGCCUUCAGCCACUCAAGGGAUCCGAAGGUGUGCCGGAAGUGUUGUCAUGCUUCCCAGACCCCUACAGGACCAGUGUGCAUGUGUGUGUGUGUGUGUGUGUGUGUGUGUGUGGUGUUUAUAUUAAUUUGUGUAUAUUUUUACGGUUCUUCUUCUCUCGCACGAGUUCACGACGGCGGUAUUUGUGGUCUGAACGGCAGUCGCUCAAGGCUCAGGUGCAGUCAUUAGUGUUAUCUUUAUUAUUGUUAUCAUUAAUGUCAUUCUUCUGAUAUUUCUCUUUUUUUCUUAAUUUUUUCUUCUUUUUUUCCUUCUUCCAUCGGUGUUAUUCUUCCUAUGCUUCUCCUUUUAUCUUUCCCCAUCUUUUUCUUCUUUUUCUUCUUCUACUUCUUCAUUUUUUUCCUAUUUUUCACCUCCAUUUUCUUCUCCUACUUCUCCUUUUCUCAUUCCCUAUCUUUUUCUUCUUUUUCUUCUUCUGCUUCUUCAUUUUUUUCCCAUUUUUCAUCUCCUUUUUCUUCUACUUCUUCAUCACCUACAUCUUUCCUUGUUCUACUUCUCCAUCUGCAUCUCCUUCCUCUUUUCCUUCUUCAUCUGCAUCAUCAUCAUCUCCUCCACCUCCCCCUCCUUUCUCUCCAUCAUAACCAUUACAUAACAACUAUUACAAAUCAGUUAUACCACAUUUUCUAGCAAGGCCAUAUCACGCGCUCCAUAUAGCCUGCACAGGUGAGGUACAGCGGACCCAAAUGAAGCGAAGGUAUUUCUAGCUAAUGAAGGACAGGUUGGGUGACUCGCUAGGGUAGGAGAGUGUGUGUAGGCGCUGCUCAGAGUCUAUUAUUCAUCGAUCUAUUCUUCUAUCAUGUUUUCUUUGGGGUCGGCCGGUGAGGUGAUGGCAGUGGCUGGUGUGAGUGAUGUAUGGUAAUUGUUAUAUAACGCGUUUUUAAAUAAAAUAAUAAAUGCUCGUUUUUA